AGGAUCAACAUGGCGGCCUUGUGUAAGGUGGUGUCCGGGCUCCGGUGUGGAGGAGUCCGGUUCCCCUCCCGGUUCCUCAGAAGUUCCUUCAGCUCAGACUCCUCCGGGGCCUCCGGGGCCUCCGGCAGCGACCAGCCCGCCGCGGACAGACCCAGAUCCGGCUUUGCUGCCGCCUUCGACCUGCAGUCGGAGCUCCGGCGGGAGGCGGAGGUCGGGGAGACCGGGGGCUCCUCCGCCGGGCAGGAGGACAGCUUCGCCUCGCUGCUGCGCCGGUCCCCGCUGAUCCAGAUGGGUCCGGCUAAAGACAAGGUGGUGGUCGGGAGGAUAUUCCACGUGGUCGGGGACGAUCUGUACAUCGACUUCGGGGGGAAGUUCCACUGCGUGUGCCGGCGGCCGGCGGACCGGGACCGGGACCGGCUGCAGCGGGGCAGCAGGGUCCGGCUGCGACUGCAGGACCUGGAGCUCACCGCCCGCUUCCUGGGAGCCGCGACCGACACCACACUGCUGGAGGCCCGGGCAGACCUGCUGGGCCCGCUGGACGGACGGGAGCCGCAGAACCGGGACUGAACCGGGACUGAACCGGACUGUACCGGACUGUGUUGUUCUGGCUCAGAGCAGCUGAGUGUUUCUCUGAUGACUGACGGGACUUUUACUGUUUGAAUGUGGACUCUGAUCUGUCAGCUGACUGUGAACUUAAACAUAUUAAAAUAAUAAAUAAACA
This is a messenger RNA of Thunnus maccoyii (southern bluefin tuna), 721 nucleotides long. RefSeq names its product mitochondrial ribosomal protein S28 (gene mrps28). Gene Ontology annotation, cellular component: mitochondrial small ribosomal subunit. The record is from RefSeq and is a predicted model, not a curated record. The coding region runs from base 10 to 567 and encodes 185 amino acids. The transcript has a single exon. NCBI's taxonomy places the organism in Eukaryota, Metazoa, Chordata, Actinopteri, Scombriformes, Scombridae.